Acanthosepion pharaonis is the source of this 2496-nucleotide messenger RNA. The record is from the annotation of a GenBank genome assembly. NCBI's taxonomy places the organism in Eukaryota, Metazoa, Mollusca, Cephalopoda, Sepiida, Sepiidae.
AUGAUUUUUUGUGGCAAGAUUGCUAACUUGCUAAGUGAAAAAUUUUAUAUUCAUAUUAAUCCUAUCUAUCUAUCUAUCUAUCUAUCUAUCUAUCUAUCUAUCUAUCUUUUUCAUUCUUUCACUUUUUCCCAUCUCCUUUUUCUUCUCCUCCUAUUUUCUGCCACCUUUCAUUUCAGCCCUCUUUUCUCUGCUUCUUUUAGAUCCUACCUCCUCUCCUUCUUUCCCUUCAGCCUCCCAGCCUCCAUUUACUUCAGCCCCUACCUGCUUUCACUUCAGCCUCCACCUCCUCUCAUUUCAGCCCUCACUUCCUCUGCCUUCUUUUGCUUAACCCCCUCUUUCUUUCACUUUUCCACUUUAGCCUCCCCCACUCUCUUCCUUUUUUUCCUUUCCACUGAAGACUUUCACAUACAGCUCUUUAAUUCAAAUCAGAAUAACUGUGAUCCAAAUAUCAAAGACAAUGCUGGUCAGACGGCUGCGGAUGUAGCUGACCGCUGUUGUCAAAUUGAGUGUGCUAAAGCAAUAAGAGAAUAUCCUUAUAAACCGGUUUCUAAUGAGAAUAACCACCACAACAACAACAAUGUGACUCCAGUUUCUAAUUUGAACAGGUGUCUACAACAAUGCAACAGCUCACCUUACAAACGACAUUCUUACCCAGAACCUUUGAAGCAGUCACACAUCCCACCGCCGCCUCCACCACCAGCUGUGAGCACCUACUGGAAGAGUUCCAUUGACCCACCCCCAAGUCACCGUCACUCAACGUGCGUAAGUUUCAACUCAUCUUCCAACUCACCCUCGUCCCACCACACUGCUGAAUCUUCAUCUGCUUCAAUCAGCUCGGGAACCAGCCUACCUGUUAACUCAGUAACAUUACCUGCAUCUGCUGUGCGCAUCUUACCCUCUCAGACCCCACCCAGUGCUCUCUCUUCAUCAACACCUCCAUCACCGCCGGUCACCCUUAACUUCCAACCACCACCUCAAGUGGAUAGUUUCCCAACCCCUAGUACUAAGAGCACCUCCAGUAGCAUCUCUUCACCUGGGAACUCUAGCAUCUUGAAUGUUGCAGAGGACCAAGGGCAGGACCGUGAACUUUCUACUUUUUCUCCAGGUAAGAAAAAGAAAAUACCCCAGUUGACAGCCACAUCUCCUGACAGUCGCAGCCGUCCAGUUGAGGGUUCUGAAGACUUCUAUUCUUGUUCCAGCCAGGGAGAUAGCAGCAUCCGUUCAUCAAUUGAGAAAAUACAGAUCAAUCGAAAAUUCACAAAGAAAAUGGACCCAGUACAGAUCAGCAAGAUCAACAACAACUACACAACUUCUAUCCAAGUCGGUUCCAAGAAACUGUCGGAGGCCAAUGCUGAGAAGUCCCCACCACUCCCACCCACUGUUAACACAGACUCGGAGGUUGCUGCUGUGGCUGCUGGAAUGACCAAGUGUCUCGGCCAUGAGACAGGCAUAAGAGCCUCUCCAUCACCACCUCCACUGCCUCCUCCGCCACCUCCCCCACCCCCACAAUUGCUCAUCGAUGAACUUCAAAACAGUUUCUCAUCAUCGCAGGACACAGACAGCCUGUCCAUGCAAAGUGACCCAGAUGACCUUCCUCUACCACCACCACCUCCACCGCCUCCACCACCCCCACCGCCAAUCUUUCCACGAACUGUGCCCUCAUCUUCACCAAUGUCUGCAGCCUGCGAUGUUAAUAGGACUGCACCUUUAUUGUCCAAAUCAAGCUCCAAGAAUUCUCUUGGCUGUACUGUUAAUGAGAGCAAAAUGAAUUUGAGUAUGCCAAACAAUACAAACAGCCCCAUUCGGUCACCAACUGCAACCACCUCAACAAACAAUAAUAAUGAGCUCAUAGCCGAAAUUGCUGCCAAGGGCAAGUCUACCCUGAAGAAAACUUCACCUCGUCCUUCUGGGUCAGUAAUGAUGUUUACAGAAAAGGGAAUGGUUCCUAUGACUCCAGCCUCCCCACCAACUGCUACUGUUGCAGCCCCAGCUGCUACAAAUGAAAACAACACAACACCAAUACCCAGCACGACUCCCUCAGCCAUGGUGGCUACCAAUGAACAAACAUCUAAAUCUACAGUGGUACCAGCAGCACAGCAACCCCCCAGAUUAAAGGAUCGAGCAGACCGUCUAGUGUUAGAGGGAGAAUUUGAUCCCAAGAAUUUCUUGGACCAAGUCCCUGAUAAAGACUCAGGUGGACGAGAUAUUCCACCCUGGAAGAGACAUGUCUUGGCACGCCAGCUGGCAGAGAAAGCCAAGAAUGAUGAUGAUGAAAGGAAAAAGCAGGCAGAAGAAGAAAAACGUUAUAAGAAUGUCCCUGCAUGGAAACGAGCACUUAUGGAAAAGAAAUCAGCAGAAAUCAAAGCUGCUCAGGCACCCAAAAAAGAAGCAAAGAAUGCACCACCUGUUGCACCUAAAGCAGUUGCUUCUCGUGUGGUAGUUAAUGGUGAAGGCAACAUGAAACCCCCUUGGCAAAAUGAUCUCAAGAGCAAAUAA